UGAAAAAAUGUAGACAACAAGACAAAACAAAUUUCAGCUCAAAUAGAGCAGCAUGAGGAUAGUUAACGGUGCUUUGUCCCUUCAGGUUCUCCCACUGAUCCUUUUCCUAGGGAACACAUAUGUGUCUCCUUCCUGGUCCUUCCUGACCAACCUGCUGAAUGAUGAGGCUGAUGAGUAUUACGAGUACUAUGAUGAAUACACGCAGGUGGAGGAGGAACCCUCUGAAGUGAUUAGGCUCUUGGGGGAACCUGACUGGAUAGGCCUAUCCCCUCACCACAGAAGAAUCCAGCAAGAAGAUCUGUGCACCCCCAACCCCUGCAAGAACAACGGCCGAUGUGAGAUGAGAGGAAGCAAUUUCACCUGCCUCUGCUCCAGGCCCUACACUGGGGAUACCUGUGAGAAAGUGGAGGACACCUGUGUGGACAACAGCUGUGUUGGAGGAGACUGCCUUGUUACAUUAACCAAACCUUACUAUCGGUGCAGCUGUAGCCAUCCCUACAAGUUACCAGACUGCCAGCAAGCUUCUUCACAAUGCAGGCCAAACCCAUGCAAAAAUGGAGGAAUCUGUAUACGGCACAGAAUGAGAACAAAAUUCACCUGCAAGUGCCCUGAACCUUACCGAGGGAGGUUCUGUGAGAUUGGACCGGAUGAUUGUUAUGAAGAGGACUCCUUUUAUUACAGAGGAAGAGUGAACCAAGCAGAGAAUGGCAGGACUUGCCUGCACUGGAAUUCCCAUUUGCUCUUAGACUUCCCUACUAAUGCAUUUAUGGAGGAUGCUGAGCUUUUUGGCAUUGGGGAACAUAACUUCUGCAGAAAUCCUGAUGAUGAUCAAAAGCCCUGGUGCUUCAUCAGAAAAAAUGGCAAAGUGAAAUGGGACUUCUGUGAUGUCUCACUGUGCUCUGAGACAGUGCACGUUGCUGUUUCUUCCAACACAGAUAAGGAGAACCAAGAGCAAGAAAAUGAAAUGUUCAAAACCUGUGGGCAACCAGAAAGUCAAAGGGGACUCAAGAGAAUCUAUGGUGGAACUAAAACUACAGCUGGCAAGCACCCCUGGAUGGUAUCUCUGCAGAGAAAGUCUUCUUCUAGAAAAGUAACACACAUCUGUGGUGGAGUGCUAAUUAAAUCAUGCUGGGUUCUUACUGCUGCACACUGUGUUGAAUGCCAAGCAGAAAAUCUCCAAGUGGCCCUGGGAAAGCAAAACCUCGAUAGGAAAGAAGAUCAAGAGCAAAUAUUUGAUGUGGAGAAGGUCAUCAUGCAUCACAGAUACAGAAUGGAGGAUGAUGUCCCAUACAAUGAUAUUGCAUUACUGAAGUUGAAGCCAACUGGUGGUCAAUGUGCCAUCGAAACAAAGUAUGUGAAAACAGCUUGUCUGCCAGAUUUUGAGUUUCCUGUUGGGACUGAUUGCUUCAUUUCAGGAUGGGGCGAGACAGAGACAGAUGACACGUCCCCUAAGCUGUUAGAUGCCAGUGUCAAGCUGAUUUCGCAGAAGCAAUGCAAUGCACCCAGAGCUUAUGAUCAGAGGCUGGAUGAAAGCAUGUUUUGUGCAGGAAAUCUUCGGAGAGGUAGAACUGAUUCUUGUCAGGGAGACUCUGGAGGUCCUCUAACUUGCGUAGAAAAUGGUUUCUAUUAUGUAUAUGGCAUUGUGAGCUGGGGUGAUCAGUGUGGUUUAAAAAACAAGCCAGGAGUUUAUACCCAGGUGACAUCAUUUCUCCGUUGGAUUAAACACAAAAUUCAAACUGAGUCAUCGGAUCAGUAGCUGACAGCUUUCAUUUGGUGAAGGAAUUUCCGAAGCAUCAGGAUUAACUGUGACCUGCUGAGAUCCUUCCAGCCCCACUUGGUCCUGUAAGAUCAAACACAACUACAUCAUAAAGAUAGCUGAAAGCAGAAAGCUAAGAUCUUAUUCCAUAAAUAUAUUUACUAAUUAAAAGUUACCUCGACUGGAAACAACUGGACAAAGUCUGAAUUACUGCUCUGUACUGAGACAAUCUCUGCCAUGGAAAAGUGUGGAUAGCUGACCCAUUCAUGUCAAAUAUCCAAGGACAGGAUGUGCUCGGUGCCUAAUUUCUAAUUUGAGCAUUAAAUAAUGAAUGCAUUAGCAAA
Molecule: messenger RNA, 2100 nt
Organism: Lagopus leucura (white-tailed ptarmigan)
Lineage: Eukaryota; Metazoa; Chordata; Aves; Galliformes; Phasianidae
Gene: HABP2
Product: hyaluronan binding protein 2
Exons: 14
Coding region: 53-1756 (567 amino acids)
Biological process (GO): blood coagulation; proteolysis
Molecular function (GO): calcium ion binding; serine-type endopeptidase activity
Source: RefSeq, a predicted model, not a curated record